AUGGCGGACAGCAAACGAUCAAAAAAGAUGUUCCGAAAAAAAGACUUCUCGUGCCCUGAUUCAAAAACGCUAUUUGUUAAAAAGACGAUGAUGAUUUCGAUCAGUCGGCUACGAAGAACUAUCGCCUUGAGCAUGCUCCUUUUUAACAUCAGUGGAACAACGGGAUAUCCUUCGGGAAUUGAAAUUGUAAAUGCAUCAUUCUGUGGAAAGUAUGAUAAGCCUCCAACGUUUAAAGUUUCGCAUUGGCCUUUCAUUCCCACUGGUGUUCUUGUCAAUUUGAGUGUAACAUUUACACCUGUGGUGAAUGUUUUGGAGGCGAUCUUGCAAUACGAAUUGGUCUCAGUAGACGGUGAGGUUGUUCUCAGGAACAGAUACGACCGUGUAUGCAUUUCUUCCCCAGAUCUGUGCAGCUUACCUGCUGGUGAAACCAAGGUGUGGGUUGGAUCUGCAAAGUUGCCGCCCAUUCCUCCAUUUUUUAAGAAACGAACCUAUAAGGGAAGAGUUCAACUUUUCAAUGAAAAGAACAUAAUGUUUCUCUGUGGUGAAGUUGUUGGAAAGGUACGCUAGAAGACGAACACGAGUCAAGACUCAAGUGAAAGACAAGAAGUAAGGGGGAAAGUAAUUCGCUUAAGCAGGGGAAGACAUUAAAAAAGUCGUCUUGCAAUCGCUGAUAUUGUAAAAUAAGGUUUCAAAAUCCAACGACAAUCAUUAAAGAUAACUCCGCUCUGUAGUUUGAGUAAACUCACAGAUUAAAUUUUUAAGGUGAGGGAAUCAACUCAUGAAUGAAAAAACAACGCAGCAAAAACAGGUAACAAUAAAGAGAGGGGAUCAAUUCGCGCGAAAAAUAGUAAACUGUAGCAGAAAUUACAUAGAUUUGAAUAAGCAAGAUUUUCCAAGAGAGCUAGCUAAGCACACUGGAACUUUUGAACCUCUCCCUAUACACGGUGCUCCCUUGAAAGUCCGACAGUUCAACAGAGAUGUAAAUAGAAAUACGAAAGGACUGA
Messenger RNA from Pocillopora verrucosa, 1004 nucleotides. Lineage: Eukaryota; Metazoa; Cnidaria; Anthozoa; Scleractinia; Pocilloporidae. The record is from RefSeq and is a predicted model, not a curated record.